Messenger RNA from Entamoeba invadens IP1, 1611 nucleotides. RefSeq lists its product as hypothetical. Bases 1 to 1611 code for a protein of 536 amino acids. The transcript has 2 exons. NCBI's taxonomy places the organism in Eukaryota, Evosea, Mastigamoebida, Endamoebidae. Gene Ontology annotation, molecular function: GTP binding; GTPase activity. The record is from RefSeq and is a predicted model, not a curated record.
AUGUUCAUCCUCUUAAUCACGUUGUUUCUUUCGACACGUUCCCGAGUGAUUUCACUUUUCACUCCGAACUAUAACAACAUGACACUUUCUGUUCAACAAGAAGGAUUGGACUACAUUCGACAACAGCAAACAAUUAUUCCGAUAACAGUUGUUGGCUCUCGCAAAUCGGGGAAGUCCUUUUUAUUAAACUCGAUAACAAAAGUGAAUGGCUUUUCAUUGGGCCACGACGACAUGCCGAAGACAAAAGGUGUUGAGUUUUUAGCAAAGGAAGUGAAGUAUGGCGACCAUACAGCUCUCUUUUACGACACCGAAGGACUUUCCAGUAACCCUCUUGGGUUUGACAAGAACUUAGUGUUGUUUGGUGUGAUGGGGUCAUCACAUUUAAUAGUCAACGUUAAAAAUGAGAUAUUGUUUAGUGAUGUGUUGUCGCUGUCAGUCAUCUCGAAACUUGCGGACUACUACAACAAACACAAAGUCCCCAAUUUCAAGUUUCCACGACUCACAUGGGUGGUUGAAGAUUACCACCAAAUCAACUCGAUCAAAAAGGAGAACCUCCUCUUCGACUAUUUUUUGAGUGAGAAACCAAAUCCAGAGCACAACGCGAUGAUCACUGAAUACAACGAAAUAGUUAGAGUCUUAAAACAACUCUUUCCGAUACAACGGCUCUUCUUGUUACCUGAGCCUAUCGACGAUUUGUAUCGAUUCACGAAUUUGGACCAAAUUCGGUAUAAUGCACUGAACGAAAAUUAUGUGAAAGAGACGACUGAGUUGAGGGAGUACAUUCAAAGGACUGAACCUUUCCAAUUACGAGGUAUUGUCACGGGCGACCAAUAUGCAAAUUAUGUGGAAAACGUGCUGAACGAGGUGAUGAAAGAAGAGAUCAGUCCAUUAAAAUUACACAUUGUGGAACACUUUGGGGAGAGCGUUGUGAAAGAGUCGUUGAGUCUGUUUGCGAAAAGGAUGGAAGCAAUCCACUUACCUACUGAGCUCUCAUAUCUCCAUGAGAAGAAGCUCUUCUACGCGAAUGAGUCGCUUGUGUCUUAUGAGGCUGGAAUGGACGGAUUUCUCGAGAUGAGCACGUACAACUCUCUAAGAACGAAUUUACUGCGAGAGAUUGAGAGGAAGUUCAAAGAGAUAGUGAUGGGGAAUGAAAAAGCGUCACAUGUAUUUAACAACGAGGUUUUGGAGGAGUCGAUGGCGAUGAUAGAGGGGAAGAAAAAGUCGGAGGCGAUUGCAAUGAAAGACGUGAUGAUGACACAUUACGACAAAUACUCUGUUGGCCCGACUAAGGAGUUCUAUCACAAAAUGCUCCAACAACACUUGGACUUAAUCACUGAUGACAUGAGGUGGGAUGUACUCAUCGGAUGCUUGUUGUGCUUUGUCAUCAGUUUCUUAUUGGUCCGAUUUGCUAAAAUAGGGUUUGUGAAAGCAGUACUGUUGUGCGUGUUUGUGUUUGGAGGUAUUUCGGUGAUGAUGGCGUUUUCUGUGUGGAAGCUCUCCAUUCUAGAAACUAUCCAGAUGAUGUACUUUGCUGUCACUGGAUUGUCUGAAACCCAAAUUUUUGUUGUUGCGUCGUCGUUUUGCUGCCUCUUCUUCUUUUCUUUGUUUUGA